AACAACCAAACCGCCUCGUCCCUUUCCUCGUGUCUCUCUCCUUUCCGUUUCCCUCGUCGCGGGCGCGGGUCACAGCCGCCGCGCCGGCCGCGUCCCCUUCCCAGAACCCCCAGGCACGUAUAAAAUCAAUCUGUGCAUUCGUCCUUGGCACGACUUGAUUUCUGAUUCCCUCUGCUGUUCUCCCUCCCCCCGCGCGCGGCCUUUUCUUUCUGCCAGCGACGACUUGGCGCGCGCCGCCGCAGCCGCAGCCGCCGCCGCCUGCCCAGGCCCUCGCCAGGUCUUCGCCGGCGACAAGCACCCACCAGACGGACGGACUUGUAGGAGCGAGAGGAAAUUAUCUGCCGGCCAUAUUUCACGGAUACAGGUGGAGUCCGAGAGUAAUGAGAGUUGUGAAGCUUGAAUAGAUGAAGCUGCAUCAAGUUUGGCAGUUUGGCGUUAAGGACAUGAAGGCCGUUCCACUUCCUCGCCCGAGGGCAGCUCCCAAACGACGAGCGUGGAUACUUGGCGUUGCAACUUUUAUCUUCAUCGCACUAGCCUGGGCUUACCUGUAUCCUCCCCCGCAUUACACUUCUCCUGUGAGAGAUUGGCUUCCUGGAAGGCUUCCUGCGGAGCCUGCCAGGGAAUUGACUGAUGAGGAGAGGGCCUCGCGUGUUGUUUUCAGACAGAUCCUAACAACACCUGCUGUUCGAUCCAAGAAUUCAAAAAUAGCUUUCAUGUUCUUGACUCCGGGGACGCUGCCAUUUGAAAGAUUGUGGGAAAAAUUCUUUGAGGGCCAUGAGGGAAGGUAUACCAUAUAUAUUCAUGCCUCAAGGGAGAAGCCAGAGCAUGUCAGUCCCAUAUUUGUUGGUCGAGAGAUACACAGUGAAAAGGUAACUUGGGGUAAAAUUUCUAUGGUUGAUGCUGAGAGGAGGUUGCUGGCAAAUGCUCUACAAGACAUUGACAAUCAGCAUUUUGUUUUGCUAUCUGAUAGCUGUGUACCUUUGCACAAUUUUGAUUAUGUAUAUGACUACCUGAUGGGGGCAAAUCUCAGUUUUAUUGACUGCUUUUAUGAUCCUGGACCACAUGGAAAUUUUAGAUAUUCACAGAAUAUGUUACCUGAGGUCACAGAGACUGAUUUUAGGAAGGGUUCACAGUGGUUCUCAGUCAAACGCCAACAUGCAUUGAUGAUUAUUGCAGAUAGUCUUUACUAUACUAAGUUCAAGCUUCAUUGCAGGCCUGGGAUGGAAGAUGGUCGCAACUGCUAUGCUGAUGAACAUUAUUUGCCAACAGUAUUCCAUAUGAUGGACCCAGAUGGAAUUGCUAACUGGUCUGUAACCCAUGUUGACUGGUCUGAAGGGAAGUGGCAUCCGAAAGCUUACAGGGCAAAGGAUGUCACUUUCGAGCUUCUGAAGAAUAUAACAUCAAUUGACAUGAACCACCAUGUCACUAGUGAUAGCAAGAAAGUGGUUACAGAGAAACCCUGCCUAUGGAAUGGAGCAAAGAGACCAUGCUACCUGUUUGCGAGGAAGUUCUACCCUGAAUCCAUAAAUAAUCUCUUGACCCUGUUUGCGAAUUAUACACUUAUUUGAGCUUCUAGGGGCGGCUAGAGGCAACAGGGAUACACAGGAAAUCUUUUGUUAUAGAAAUCCUUGUACAUUGGAUAGCAACAGAAUAGGAGAUUAAUUAACAGAAUAGCAAUUGGUGAGGAGAAGGCUUUCGCUGCAGCAACAGUGGCCUCGGAUUUACCACGACAGGCCAUUGCUACUCCUUUAGCCUCGUGUUACUUUCAUAGUUUUUCCUCCCCACAUUUUUAGCUGCGGCGUUUUACCAUGUACAUCAAGCUUAUUUUGACAAAGGAAUGGUCGUUAAAUGGAAAAUCUGAUAUCAUGGUCUUAUAUUUGCUCUCAA
Molecule: messenger RNA, 1887 nt
Organism: Sorghum bicolor (sorghum)
Lineage: Eukaryota; Viridiplantae; Streptophyta; Magnoliopsida; Poales; Poaceae
Exons: 11
Coding region: 405-1568 (387 amino acids)
Cellular component (GO): membrane
Molecular function (GO): glycosyltransferase activity
Source: RefSeq, a predicted model, not a curated record